Rotaria socialis is the source of this 840-nucleotide messenger RNA. Lineage: Eukaryota; Metazoa; Rotifera; Eurotatoria; Philodinida; Philodinidae. The record is from the annotation of a GenBank genome assembly.
AUGUCAUGGCUUUCGAUAUCAAUACUUCUACGUGUUCUACUAAGAUGUUUUUGUCGUGAUACAUGCUUAUUUAGUACAAUACCAACAGGUUUUGUAUAUGUAUCUGAUAUUAUACCAGAUAUCCAAAUAAGUUUACGCUAUGCAAGUAAUGAAAAUUUUAUGGGUCAUAUUGUGAAUGGUUAUUUAUCAAAUGUUUCAAUUAUAACUAGAGCAGCAGCUAUUGGUUUGAAACAAGCACAACUACUGGCAAAAGACAAUGGUUAUGAAUUAGUUAUUUAUGAUGGUUAUCGUCCACAGAAAAGUGUUAAUCAGUUUAUGAAUUGGACACAAAAUUUAAAUGAUUCUCAAAUUAAAAAGAACUUUUAUUAUCCACGUAUUAAUAAAGAAGAUGCAUUUAAACUUGGUUAUAUUGCUGAAAAAUCUGGUCAUACAAGAGGAAGUACAAUUGAUUUAACUUUAAUUUUAUUUGGUAGACAUGUACAAAGCCCAUUAAAACCCAUGGAAAGAAAUCUAACGGAUAAUUUCAAAAUUCUAUAUUUAAAUGAUGGUACAAUUGAUAUGGGUUCAUCGUUUGAUUUAUUUGAUGAAGCAUCACAUACAAAUAGUACACUUGUUAAUAGAACUUAUCAAGAAAAUCGCAUCAUACUUAAAAAUAUCAUGGAACAAGCUGGUUUUACUAACUAUGAUAAAGAAUGGUGGCAUUAUACGCUUAACAAUGAACCAUUUCCAAAUACGUAUUUUGAUUUUGAUAUUGACUCAUCGUAUUCUUGUGGAUAUCGAAAUGAAAUGUUUUUUUGGCAACUUUUCAUUGUAUUUAUACUAUUAGCUAAAUCACUUUAA